This is a messenger RNA of Paramecium tetraurelia, 1626 nucleotides long. RefSeq lists its product as uncharacterized. The record is from RefSeq and is a predicted model, not a curated record. Gene Ontology annotation, biological process: protein phosphorylation. Lineage: Eukaryota; Ciliophora; Oligohymenophorea; Peniculida; Parameciidae. Gene Ontology annotation, molecular function: ATP binding; protein kinase activity. The transcript is spliced from 2 exons.
AUGAAUCAAGUCUUACCAAUAUUACCCUCAUAAAUUAAUAAUACUAUAUUGAAAAGGAUGCCUAAUAAUGAAUUACUUUUAGAGUAUCAAAUUCAAUAAAAUACUGAUUGUAAAGAUGCAUUUGAAUGGGAUCUUAAUGCAUCUUAAAUACAUCAAACUGCAUUAGCAUAAAUAGUUUCUGUUGAUUUUAGGAUAGGGACUAUAACAUUAAGCUAUGAAAAAUAAUAGUUACUUAAUGCAGCAAUAAGAAAUAAUAAUUAGCUCAAUUAAUUAUAUAUUCUAUUCCAAUUAUUGGAGACAUGUUAUGAAUUACAUAAGAGAUUUUUAUUAGGAAGAUGCUUAUCUACAUCAGCAAUAGAGAUAGAUCCAAAUUCUAAGAUAAAGAUUUAUAGAUAUGGAUUUAGUCAUAAUUUAAUGAAUAAGGAUGAACUAAUACAAUUAGCUCCUGAAACUAUAUUCGAGGAUAAGGUCUAAAUCAGUAGUGAUAUCUGGCUUAUAGGGAUGAUUCUCUACGAAUUAACUUUUAAGAAACCGAUUUCCUAAUUCAAGUAUCCAGAUUAAUUAUCUCAAUAUAAAAAUUUCAUAAGAACUUCCAUGCAGAAUAAUACGUUUGAAAAUUUAUAUAGCAAUUUUGUAGAUCCUAAAAUUUCGGUAAUUUUGUAAUUACUUUUAAUUUUUGAUGCUGAAGCUAGAGUAGAAUCAUAUUAAGCAGUAAUUCUUAACUUGAAAGAUUUGUUACCUCAACACAAAGCAAAAUUAGAUGAAAUAUUGAGAUUCUAUGAAAAUGAUAUAACUCACAUAUCUAUAAAGAUUAAUUCAAAAAGUGAGCAAAGAGACCCUCCAAAUAGAACAAGAUAAAAAAAUGUCAAAUCAAAAUCACUUGAUAAAAAAUAAAUAUACUAUGAGAAUUUGCUUCAUGCUAGUAGAAGAAUCAUUAAUAAAAAAGAAUUAAAAUAUGCUUACACUCAAAAUGUUUAAUAAAUUGAGUCAAUUUAUAAAUUACAAAUAGUGCAUAAAGAAAAUUAAAUCUAAUAAAACAUUAAUUUAUGCUAAAAUGUCAACUUUCAGCUUUAUUAAAUCUCAUUUUUAAUUAAUUUAAGAUAACUAAUUGCUUCUUUAACAAACGGAACAGAACUUAUGAUUUUAGAUAAAUAUUUAUUUGUAAAAAUUGAGUAAAUAAUCGAUUUACUAAUAAAUAAUAUUAAAAACAUUAAAAGCAUAUUAUUUACAUCAGAAUUAAAUCAUAUUUAGAAUUUAUUAGGCUAAAUAAAAAAUAAUUAUUCAGAUAUAAGCAAAAUUUCUGAUCGCCUCCCUGCAAAAUUUUUAAAGACUACGUUACAAAAUUAAAUAUAAUAAUUCUUAUAAGUUCUUCAAAAUAAUAACCUAACUCAAAAAAUUGCUGCAUAAAUUAGUUUAAGAUUGUUAAUUGCUUAGAAUAUUGAAUAUUAUUUAGCUGACAAAUAAUCUGUUAAUUUAUUUUUCUUUCCAAUGAAAUUCUAUCUGGGUUUGAGUGAAAUUACAGAGCCUUAAGAAAUUGAAAGAUAUCUACAAAGAUCUACAAUCAGCUAAUAAAUUUACUUGCAAAAUCUCCUAAUGAAGUAUAAGUAAUAGCAGUAAAUUUAAUGA